GUCACUCUCGGGUGUGCCAAACACAGACAGUGCCCGAGUGAACUGGAAUAACGAGUGAAUUCUGCAAAACCAGGCACAAGCACACCCUUGCACCUGCUACCGGAAUAUUGAUAUCUGCGAGAACCUGAGAGCUCACUGAACAUCAUGGAUUCCGACACGAGCCGAGUGUCUAGCAGACCUUCCUCUCCUGAAGGAGAUGACCUUUUCAUGUCCGCAGUAAAGAAGUCCGUUGGUUUUUCAGGUGCCGUCUCCUCCACGCAGAGCGACUCACCUCCGGACUUACAUGGUGCAGAUCUGGGGAGCCUCUCCAGCGCAGAUGAGGAUGGAAUGAGUCUGAAGAUGCUGAGCAAAAAGGACCGCAAACUUCUCUCGGAACCCGAACUUCAGACCAUGCGCCUCAAGAUUAACAGCCGCGAGAGGAAGCGCAUGCACGACCUCAACAUUGCCAUGGACGGUCUACGGGAGGUCAUGCCCUAUGCCCACGGGCCAUCCGUGCGCAAACUCUCCAAAAUUGCCACACUGCUGCUUGCGCGCAACUACAUCCUCAUGCUUAGCAACUCACUCGAGGAGAUGAAACGUCUUGUGAGCGAGAUCUACGGCAGCGGGAGCGGGGCCCAUCACCCCGGUUUCCACCCGUCCAGUUGUGGAAGCCUUGCGCACGCAGCAGCUGCUCAGUUACCGGGUCACCACGCUGCUGUCUCGCAUACCUCUCACCCAGUGCACCAUCCUCUGCUUCCACCAGCAGUCUCCUCCGCCGCGACUCUUUCGGCCCCUGGUCUCUCGGCCGUAAGGUCGCAUCACGGACUUCUCAAGGCACCGUCAGCUGGGCCACUUGGCAGCGGUUUUCAACACUGGGGCGCGGGGAUCCCGUGCCCGUGCAGCAUGUGCCAGGUGCCGCCGCCUCACGUGUCCGGAAUGAGCACCCUCAGCAUGCCACGACUAACCAGUGACUCAAAAUGAACUACCGAACUCAAGAACAGAGUUAAAAAGAACUUUGAAAAGAAACCCAUAGCCUUUUAUAAAAACUGUUUCAACGAUUUGUUCUGGAAAGCACGAGAGAUCAGAUAUGAAGAUGAAUGGAUCAAAGCCACUAACAUAGAAUUUGUUAACACGUUAGAAUAAAAUUAGGGUUUAUUAUAUACAUGUGCAUUUCUGUGUAUGAACUUUGUGAAAAUGGUAUACUCUACUCUUUUUUUAGAAUUCAAAAUCUUGGGACUGCUAUUUAGGAAGGAACAAUUUAAUAUACAAAACAAUGCAUUUACAAAUUAUGUCUAAAGUAAAACUGGCCAACUUCUGCUGCAGUUAAGAGGGCUAUAUAGUUUAAUGGAAAUUUCUAUUAGAUGAGAUUAUACAUUUGAAAUUGUCCUAUAACUUUGGAAACACAUAAUAGGACCGUACUGUGUAAAUAUGUAGAUAGCGUUUGUACAGUUUGAGAGAUUUUAUAUUACUUUUCACAGCUUAUUUGUUUAGGGUCAGAAUCCAUUUGUGAAGCGCUGUCUGUAACAUGAAUUAACAUCUUUAUUUCUUCCUCACUUUUCCUGGUUGUCUUCUGGUUAUCUUUAAUUGAGUUUCUCUUCACUCUUAACUUCACUGUUAUUGCCGAUGCGACGAAUGAUAAACUUUUAUUUUUUAUAAUAAAGUGCAAAAUGAUAUUUAUUUACUUAUUUUGUUGGUAUUUUCAAAUGAAUGUGCGUUGAAUGUUUGGGUUCUAACUGUAUAAUAAAUGUUUAAAAUGA
This is a messenger RNA of Triplophysa dalaica, 1736 nucleotides long. RefSeq names its product oligodendrocyte lineage transcription factor 2 (gene olig2). The transcript is spliced from 2 exons. Gene Ontology annotation, biological process: neuron differentiation; oligodendrocyte cell fate specification; regulation of DNA-templated transcription. The record is from RefSeq and is a predicted model, not a curated record. Gene Ontology annotation, molecular function: DNA-binding transcription factor activity; protein dimerization activity. NCBI's taxonomy places the organism in Eukaryota, Metazoa, Chordata, Actinopteri, Cypriniformes, Nemacheilidae. Bases 145 to 960 code for a protein of 271 amino acids.